Polychytrium aggregatum is the source of this 1311-nucleotide messenger RNA. RefSeq names its product pyridoxal phosphate-dependent transferase. The coding region runs from base 1 to 1311 and encodes 436 amino acids. Gene Ontology annotation, cellular component: cytoplasm; mitochondrion. The record is from RefSeq and is a predicted model, not a curated record. Gene Ontology annotation, biological process: biosynthetic process. Gene Ontology annotation, molecular function: L-kynurenine:2-oxoglutarate transaminase activity; pyridoxal phosphate binding. The transcript is spliced from 7 exons. NCBI's taxonomy places the organism in Eukaryota, Fungi, Chytridiomycota, Chytridiomycetes, Polychytriales.
AUGUCGACCGCCCGUAAGAUCUCGCCCAAGUCGGCCCAGCGCCUCGGUGCCCUGGACCCCAACGGCACCGUCUUUGCCGAGUUCACGGCCCUGGCGAUCAAACACAAUGCCGUCAACCUCGGACAGGGCUUCCCCACUCUCCCCGUCGCCGAUUUCAUCAAGGAGUCUGCUGAGCGAGCCAUUGCCAAGUCGAGCCUGCUGCACCAGUACACCCGCAGCGAAGGCCAUGUCCGUCUCGUCAACGCCCUCUCGAACUACUAUGUCGACAAGCUUGGCAGAAAACUCAACCCUCUUACCGAAAUCAUUUCGACGGUUGGCGCCAGUGAAGCCAUCUACUCGACCAUCCAGGCCUUCAUCAACCCGGGCGACGAAGUGAUCCUGAUGCAGCCGUUUUACGACAGCUACCCUGCCAGCGUCCACCUCGCCGGCGGCAAGCCCGUCUUUGUAUCGCUCCGCCCUCCGUCCGAUCGCCCUGCCACCUCUUCGGAUGACUGGAAGGUGGACAUUGCCGAGCUCGAAUCGGCCGUGACGCCCCGCACCAAGAUGAUCAUCAUCAACAACCCACACAACCCCAUCGGCAAGGUCUUCCGGCGAGAGGAGCUCGAGGAAAUUGCCGCCUUUGCGACCCGUCAUGACCUGCUCGUUCUUGCCGACGAGGUUUACGAGACCCUGGUGUACUCAGAUUCGCCUUCGGAGCUGAUCAAGUUUGCCAGCCUGCCUGGAAUGUUUGAGCGCACCAUCACCGUCGGCAGCAUUGGCAAGAUGUUUGGUGUGACCGGAUGGAAGAUCGGAUGGUGUCUCGGCCACGAGGAGCUCAUCCGUGCCAUCUGGCUGGUUCACCAGUUCAUUCCGUUUGCCGUGGUCACUCCGCUGCAGGAAGCUACCGCCGAUGCCCUCGAACAGACCCAGACCAACGGAUACUUUGAGACCACUCGUGCAGAGUACGAGGCCCUGCGCAACAAGCUCCAAGCCUCGCUGACGUCCACUGGGCUGACUCCCACCUUGCCACACGGAGGAUACUUCAUCCUCGCCGAUACCUCGUCCCUCCCGGAUCCGGCGCUUCAGCCCGGCCAUCAAGACACCGACCCCCGCCGCGAUUUCCGAUUGUGCCGGUUCUUGACCUCCGAGGUUGGCGUGACUGCCAUUCCCCCGAGCGCCUUCUAUGACAAGAGCGAUGUCAAGGGGCAGCAGGAAGUUGCCGGCCAUCUGGCUCGAUUCGCGUUCUGCAAGACUGGCGAAAUGAUCGACGAGGCCGCCGAGAGACUCAAGUCCUACUUUGAGCGCGUCCACAAGAGGACCAAGCAGGAGUGA